Molecule: messenger RNA, 1670 nt
Organism: Archocentrus centrarchus (flier cichlid)
Lineage: Eukaryota; Metazoa; Chordata; Actinopteri; Cichliformes; Cichlidae
Product: H/ACA ribonucleoprotein complex non-core subunit NAF1-like
Exons: 10
Coding region: 319-1530 (403 amino acids)
Biological process (GO): box H/ACA snoRNP assembly; pseudouridine synthesis; ribosome biogenesis
Cellular component (GO): sno(s)RNA-containing ribonucleoprotein complex
Molecular function (GO): RNA binding
Source: RefSeq, a predicted model, not a curated record
CGUGCAGCAUAAUUUAUGGUUCUAAUGUGUCCGCGUGCGUACACGUUCCGGUUCUGACAGCGCGCGGACGCGCUCCGGUCAGUCUAACCUCGCGGGACGCCUGCAUGUAAACAGUAGAGGCAUUUACGUAUCCUCUGGAUUAGUGCGGCCUGCAGCUUUCUUUUUACAGUGUGUCAACUUUGUAUUCGUGAAACUGACCAGAUGUCAGCGGACUGAGCUUUGCAGACCUCGACAGCCGGCCUGAUACCAGCUAGUGUCCCAAAAACUUGGAAGAAGGGGAAGAGGAGGUGGUCUAGGCCAGAGACUCAAGAAUCUCAGAUGGAAGGGAACCUAUCAGAGGGAGAUGGACAGAUGGCAGCAGUAAAAGACAAGGAGGAUAUGGAGAUUACAGUAACAACUCAACUAGAAAAUCUUCUUGUGACCCCUGACAAUGCUGAGACGGCAUCAAACACACAAACACUCUCAGAAGAAAAAAGUGUAGAUGCACAAACGCACUCAAUAGCAGCAACGGUGUCUGUAGAUGGUGUGUGUAAGAGCACGGACUGCAGCGACGAGGAUUCAGAGGACUCAGACAGUGACAGCUCUUCCUCUUCCUCAUCAUCUUCUUCAUCCCUGUCUUCUCCCUCUGCACCUGUGCUUGAGGAAGAUGAUGAUGACGAAGGUUUCAGCCAACCAGCACCCAUCAAAACACAAGAUGAGGUUCUGUUGGAGGAACUUCCAGCAGUGGAGGAAGUGUGUGUGACAUUACCAGAAGAAGCAGAACUACAGCCACUGGGAUCUGUGUCUAAUCUUAUACAGCAGCUUGUUAUUAUCCAGUCUCUGAAAGACACGCCCCCUCUUAAUGAAGGCAGCAUCAUCUUUAAAUCUGACAGGGAGGCUGCGGGCAAGGUAUUUGAGGUAUUUGGCCCCGUGUCCAGCCCACUGUAUAUUUUACGUUUUAACUCUGUGGACCAGAUUUCCAGCAAAGGGCUGAAAGAGGGAACUACCCUUUAUUAUGCACCAGCCAUCAAGGAGUACACGGGAUACAUCCUCACACAGCAACUAAGACUGUUAAAGGGAUCAGAUGCGUCCUGGAAAAACGACCAAGAACCACCAGAGGAGGCUCUAGACUAUAGUGAUGAUGAGAAAGAGCAGGAAGCAAAGAGGAAACUGAAGAAUGCCAAAAAGAAGAGGGACACUAGCAACACAGACAAUUCUAGCCAGAAAGCACAUCAACAGAAGUAUGAUGUGAGGGGUUUCCCACCAAGACACGAAAGGCCUUCUUUCCAGCAUCAGCACUCAAGACAAUUCAGACACACACAGCCACCACCGGGACACACAAAUAUCCCGCCUGUGUUUCUCCCUCCUCCCUGUCCGUACCCUCCACCUCCUCCCCAAUUUCCUCCCUCUAACUUCCAUUUCUACCCCCCUCCUCCACCAUCUUUCUUCAAUCCCUCUUUCUCCUCUCCUUUCUGGCCACCAAACACUCCCGCCUUCUCUGACUUCCCCUCUCCCCCUCCACCUCCUCCUCCUCCACCUCCACCUCAGUGACAAAUUGUACACACACACACACACACACACACACUUCUACAGAAUAUGACACAUGGACACAUCUUCAUGUAAUGUACCUGUCAGUGUUUUCCUGCGCUGCACAAAUUGUCACAUGAUAAAAUAAAACAUUUAGUUAUUGC